Colletotrichum godetiae is the source of this 504-nucleotide messenger RNA. RefSeq lists its product as uncharacterized. NCBI's taxonomy places the organism in Eukaryota, Fungi, Ascomycota, Sordariomycetes, Glomerellales, Glomerellaceae. The transcript has a single exon. The record is from RefSeq and is a predicted model, not a curated record. The annotation marks the transcript as partial. Gene Ontology annotation, molecular function: FAD binding.
GACGUUCUUGUCUGUGCUGGUCUUUCUGAGUACAUUUUCUUCUCGAACGACACCGAGUAUGCGACGACUAUUGCAUCCUACUACUUUGGUGACGUAAAAGUCGUUCGAACUUCAUGUGUACUAAAACCAAAGACGUCGAAUCAAGUCUCGGACGCUGUGAAGGCACUAAGUAGUUCAACCGGCGGCUGUUGGACCGUGGCGAUUCGCAGCGGUGGUCACUCGCCCUACCCAUCAAAUAAUGCUGCUAAUGGCGUGACUAUUGGCCUUGGCCGCCUCAACUCAGUUGAAUACGAAGAGAAUUCAACUUCGACAGGCUAUGGAGUUGCAUCCAUAGGCGCUGGUGGGCGGUGGGGAGAUGUGUAUGCCGCACUUGAGGCGCAAGGAGUCAUGACAACCGAAGCACGGGAAACUCAUGUCGGAGUGGGAGGGUUCUUAGUCGGUGGAGAUACAUAUAACGCAGAACAGAGACGCGAAAAAGGGCAAGACUCACUGACGUACGGUUAA